Molecule: messenger RNA, 1191 nt
Organism: Dovyalis caffra
Lineage: Eukaryota; Viridiplantae; Streptophyta; Magnoliopsida; Malpighiales; Salicaceae
Source: the annotation of a GenBank genome assembly
AUGGCAAGGAAUGGGGGAAACAAGGUAGAUCAUGCAGCAAAGAAGCACACAGGUUUGCUUAAACUAGUGCAGAUGUUGUCAUAUUUGGUUGUCUAUGUUUCAUGUUCGAUUUUAGGCUUAGCAACUGGUUCUCUGGUCAACCGGUACAUCACUUUACAAGGACAACUAUUUUUCACAGACAACAAUAAAUCAUCAACAACAUCCUGUCAUAAUUGCACGAUCCUGAAACCUAGUGAUCAGGGUGCUGUUUCUUCGAGUAUGGAGUUAUCUUUUCGUCGAAAAAGCUUGACUCACAGUAUGAAUGAUGAACAACUCUUCUGGACUGCCUCUUUGGUGCCAUAUAAGGAAGAAUAUCCCUUCGAUAGAGUGCCUAAAGUGGCUUUCAUGUUCUUGACUCGAGGGCCUUUGCCUUUGCUGCCAUUGUGGGAGAGGUUCUUUAUGGGUUAUGAGAAGCUUUACUCUAUUUAUGUCCAUCCGCAUCCGAAGUACAAGAUGAAGGUAUCUAAAGACUCUCCCUUCUAUGGAAGGCAGAUCCCAAGUCAGGAGGUGAAAUGGGGGCAUAUGUCAGCGAUUGAUGCUGAGAAACGCCUUCUAGCCAAUGCUCUUCUGGACUUCUCAAAUGAGUGGUUUGUUCUUCUGUCCGAGAGCUGCAUCCCAGUCUACAAGUUCACUAAAACGUAUGCAUAUCUCAUCCGAUCAGAGUACAGCUUUGUGGAGUCCUUCGACGAGCUUUCCUUCGAUGGCCGCGGCCGCUACUUCCAUCAAAUGCUUCCUGAGAUUCAGCCCCAUCAAUGGAGGAAAGGUUCUCAAUGGUUUGCGAUCCAACGAGACCUUGCUAUUUACAUCGUCUCCGAAACCAAGUACCAUUCUGUGUUUAAGAAACUUUGUUAUGAAGAAUUGUUUUGCCUUCCUGAAGAGCAUUACAUUCCAACUUAUCUGAGCAUGUUCCAUGGAUCACUCAUUGCAAACCGGACUCUGACUUUGGCUGACUGGUCAGUAUACAGCUCUCAUCCCACAAAAUACGGCAGAUUUAAUGUUACAGAAAGUUUGAUAAAUUCUAUCAGGAAUAACGGGACAUUAUGUUCUUAUAACUCAGACAUGAUGAAUCUUUGUUACCUCUUUGCCCGGAAGUUUGCUCCAAGUGCCUUGAAGCCCUUGCUAAAAAUUGCUGCCAAGAUCAUGCAGUACUGA